Messenger RNA from Triticum dicoccoides, 2509 nucleotides. RefSeq lists its product as uncharacterized. Gene Ontology annotation, biological process: protein desumoylation; proteolysis. Gene Ontology annotation, cellular component: nucleus. The record is from RefSeq and is a predicted model, not a curated record. Gene Ontology annotation, molecular function: deSUMOylase activity. The transcript is spliced from 14 exons. Lineage: Eukaryota; Viridiplantae; Streptophyta; Magnoliopsida; Poales; Poaceae. Bases 451 to 2274 code for a protein of 607 amino acids.
UUUGGUAUAAGGGUGGUCGAGCAAGGCGUCCCACGAAUUCUUGCAUGGAAGGGUAAUUUGAUUAAACAUUUCUCGGAACUUGACCGGAAGAAGCGCAACUUAUUUGGAAGGAGACCGUUCAAAAAGGAGCAUGUGUUUGCAACUGAAGUUGGUGCUCCUCAUGGCAUUAUUCAACAAGGAUCAAUAUCAGUAUCUUUCAAAGAGGAGAUGAUGUCAUCUUAUGCUAAUAUUCUACUUUGCACGUUUUAGUCUUGCCUCACUAUGUUGAUCAUUUAGGGCAUCAUUGACAGCGCAGACUGCCACAACAUAAAGGAGUUUGGUUUGCAAAAUGUUCAGGAAGCAAUAACAUCAAAUGUGUUGAACUUUCUAUCUGGAUCCAGACUAUCAUCUCUUUUCGUCGUUAGUGGUCGGGACACCUCUUCAAAACUAGGACCAGUAGUGAAACAAAACAUGGGCAUAAUGAGCAAGGAUGAUAUAACUCAACAGAAAAGUUCACACGAGUAUGGUGAAUGCAGCAAAGUGAAUGAGAACCUCAAGCACGUUAAGAGCAGCAUCAACCACACAACUGUCAAGAUCAAUGAAAACAUAGUUUCAUCAUUUGCACCUACUAAGCCUUCAGUCAUCGGAAUGAGGAACAUCAAGCUUCCAUUGCAACCUAUUGAUGAGAACAGUUUGUCGGUAGUUCAUAAGGGCUCACACGAUGCUUUAGCAACCCCAGAUUGUGUGAUUACUAAAAUUGUUGAACACAACAAUGAAAAGGUGCCUGAAGUGGGAGUAGUGAAGAAGGUCAGGGCUAGAGUGUUCAACACAAUGCAUCAUGAGCAGGAGUUUUCUUUGAUUAACACAUUCCCAGCAGGGUUGAAGGAGCGCAACUCUUUCCUGCAGUUUAGUGUGCAAAACGGCCAGGGCACUUUCACACGCCCCACCAGUCUAACCGGCACAAAAAAUGAUGUUGGAGGUCAGAUUGCACCUCCUGAGGCAGGGCAAAGCAAUUACCAAAUGAUUAACCACAUGCCACCAAUAGGCCGUAUAAAGUUGUUCAGUGAGGAGGACUGCAAGAUUGGCACAAGCAACAACCAUCCUAAGCUCAUGGCAUUAGCAGACAAGAAUUUUUCAAAAACCCACCAAAUCAUUGGCACAAAACAAGCACCAAUCCCAGUGGCCGAUCUUUCUCCCUCUAUGCCAACUAAGAGGAAGGCAGACAUUGUUGAUAUCAGUCCAAGAAGUUUUGGUGUCAGGCAAAUCGAAUUUGCUAAGAAUGCAGAUCAUGUAUACAACAAUCUGAUCGGACCAAUUGCGAAACUUCAACGCCAAUCUACAGUAGGGGUAGAAGAGGUUGUUGAUGUGCCAGACGACAUUGAUAAUCAUAUCAUUAUCGAUGAACUUGCGCUAGACACCAUUAUCAAUCAAGGUCGACAUGAUGAUUUGAUCAUUUUGCGACCAAAAAGUCUCCUGGAACUCCCAAUCAAGGAAAACGAAAGGUUCCCUGUGUCAAACGAAGAGUGCAUGCAUUACAACUCAAUAAUCGAACUUGCAUAUACAAAAAGAAUUCAGAGGAAGUAUGCGUUGACGUACUCGAUGGUUCAUUGCAAUUAUGUAUCACUUGGACAAAGCCUUAUGCCAACCGGGCACGUCGACAACUUUUUGAUCCCUUGCUUUUGUCGGAAGUUCUUCGAGGACCGUCAUCCCUCAAUCUCUGGAAGGCACCAUUUCUUCCCGAAUAUUGGUGAGAACAUACUGAACUACCAAGACGAUAAACUAAGAUCAAUUGCCACUUCGUUUCUGGGGGCAGCAUCAGCAAGUAGGGGUAAACGUCUAGAUUUGUCAAAUACGCUGUUCUUCCCCACAUGUCUCGACAACCAUUGGAUAGUGUUUGCUGUUGAUUUCAAGUGGAAACUUUUUGCUUUCUUGGAUUCUUUUUAUGACAAGGACUCGUAUCUUCACAAGACUAUCAGAGAGAAAUUUAUCAAGAACUUCAUCAAGUUGUGGGAAAUCAUUUUCCAAACAGACCAGCAUAAUUUCAAGAUUUUCAAAAGGAUGUACCCUCAUGUGCCAAAGCAGACUAAUGGAAAUGAUUAUGGAGUGUUUGCAACAAAGAUAAUGGAGAUAUGUGCACCACCCUUGGAUCUGCGCAAGAUUUUCUCACAUGACGACAUCCAACACAUAAGAAUUCAGUACAUGAACCAACUUUUCUUUUGGAAGAAAAACACUGCAGACAAGAGCCUUGUCACUGGUUUCAACUUACAGGGUGACUUCGUCAGCAAUCCUCCAUGACAGCGGUGGCGUUUCUCUGUUUCUAGGCUUGUUGGAUGGGCAUCAAGAGAAGAAGAGAGCUCAUUUAAAACAAUUUUGUAGCAUCAUCUAGAUCAAUUUUUGUGUAGUGUAGUGGUCCGUUGAACUGUUGAGGAAGUUGUCGUUGGUUGUACGAGCAUAUCAUAUUUGUUGUAAAUGCUGGCCACUUUCUUUUUCAUGUAGAUACAAAUGUUUGUCCUCUAUGUCAGAUGUAUAC